Messenger RNA from Aspergillus calidoustus, 936 nucleotides. NCBI's taxonomy places the organism in Eukaryota, Fungi, Ascomycota, Eurotiomycetes, Eurotiales, Aspergillaceae. The record is from the annotation of a GenBank genome assembly.
AUGCCCAACCCUCCUCACCAGUCCCACAACCCCGAGGUAGUCGAGCUCGACGCCUCGGCCCCGAUCGAGCAGAUUGUCGACAUCAUCAAGCGCGACGGCGGAAUCAUCAUCAAGAACUUUGUCUCUCCCGAGAUCAUCGACAAGAUCCAGGAAGAGGCCCAGCCGUACUAUAGCAAGCUUGGAAAGUACGAAGGGAAGCUGUUCGAUGCGGCGGAUCCGCCGUUGAGUGGGUUCGCUGGCAAGUCGCCCACGUUCGCUCACGCCGCCAUCAACCACCCGACGUAUCGUGAGGUCGCCAAGGCGCUGCUCAAGGAGGAAUCCACCGUCUACCGCGACGGCAAGCGCUACAAGACCGUCUCGUACCCAGUCCUCGCCGUCUCCGAGGCCUUCAACCGCGGCUCGCCCUCCACCGCGCAGCAGCUACACCGCGACGACAUGGCGCAGCACUUUGAGCACCUCGAGGGGAGCGGCGAGAGCUCCCUGCUCGGGCUCCUGUUAGCCGGUGUGGACACAAACUUCGAAAACGGCGCCACCCAGGUGAUCGUCGGUUCCCACAAAUGGCCCGAAGCCUGCAUCCGGGGCCCCGCCGACCGAUCCCUCUGCUCAACCUGCGAAAUGAACAAGGGCGACGCCGUCUUUAUCAUCGGGAGUAUCUGGCACGGCGCCGGCGAGAACAAGACGAACCCGCCGGAGCGCCGGAUUAUCUAUUCGUGCCACAUGACGAGGGGGUCUAUGCGUGCUGAUGAGAAUCAGUUUGUGGGCAUUGAGAGGGAUGUGGUGAGGGGGUAUGAGCCGGAGGUCCAGGCGUUGCUGGGGUAUUCGGUUGCGAGGCCGAACUGUGGGCAUGUUGGUGGGGAGGAUCCGAUUGUUUUGGUCGGGGGGAAGAAGGAUCCUUUUGGGUAUGGGGAUUUGGGGGGGCAGGUGGUGGUUGAGUGA